CGGCGCGAGUGGCUCGGGAGCGCGGCCGCUCAGAGCCUGGGGAAGUGAUUGCUCGAAGGUGGGGGCCGGAAGAACCCAGGUUUCCGUGUCUCCUGCCCCCCCAAGCCUGGUGGGGCGGGACACCCUGUCCGCCCCCGCCCCCACCCCACUGGAUCGGGAAGCCACUUGGCCCUGCGAGCUGUAGGGGAGGCGCUGCGCCCCCAGCCCCAGCCGAUCGGGGGGCUCCUGGCGCCAGCCUCCCUCCAGAGCGCUGCGGGAGUACCUCCUGCCGUCCGACCGAGUCCCCGCCACUGCAGUGCACGCCCCUUCGGCAGCCAGGGUGGGGCCCACACCCAGCCGGGCCCCUCCCGCCCCCACCCCCACUUUGGGUCGCUGGUGAGUGGGGCGCCACGGCGAGUUCUUUGAGACCCCCAGGCUGCGGUGAGGGUCCAGGAGCUGGCACCACGGAGCCUGGGCAACCUCCUCUGCCCACCCAUGCCCACCCCGCAUGAGGCGGAGAAGCAGCACACAGGGCCAGAGGAGGCAGACCGGCCCCCCUCAAUGACCAGUCAUGACACAGCCCCGCCGGCGGCCCCCAGCCGCAACCCCUGCUGCCUGUGCUGGUGCUGCUGCUGCAGCUGCUCCUGGAACGAAAGGCGGCGGCGAGCGUGGCAAGCCUCCCAGGAGAGCAAGCUCCAGCCCCUGCCCGGCUGCGAAGUGUGUGCCACGCCGAGCCCCGAGGAGGUGCAGAGCUGGGCACAGUCCUUCGACAAGCUGAUGCGCAGCCCGGCGGGCCGCAGUGUGUUCCGGGCCUUUCUGCGCACGGAGUACAGCGAGGAGAACAUGCUCUUCUGGCUGGCCUGCGAGGAGCUGAAGGCCGAGGCCAACCAGCACGUGGUGGACGAGAAGGCGCGGCUCAUCUACGAGGACUACGUGUCCAUACUGUCCCCCAAGGAGGUGAGCCUGGACUCCCGUGUGCGCGAAGGCAUCAAUAAGAAGAUGCAGGAGCCGUCCGCGCACACGUUCGACGACGCGCAGCUGCAGAUCUACACGCUCAUGCACCGGGACUCCUACCCUCGCUUCCUCAGCUCCCCCACUUACCGCGCCCUGCUGCUCCGGGGGGCCUCGCAGUCUUCCUCCGAGGCCUAGGCUGCACACCCAGCCCCCGUGGGCAGACUCUGGGUUACCCGCACGUGUUCAUGCCAGCGGGGGUGUGGCGCACACCUGAAGGCCCAGCCCAGCUGGCUGGGGUCCCCACCCUGGAGGCGUCCGGACCCCAGAGGGGAAGGUGGCACCCCUGACUCUGCCCGCAGGCCCGGCGGGAGCUCCGGGUGCAGGGUGGCGGCCUGAAGCCCCUCGCAGCCUGCGGCUGGCUGGCCAGUGCUCCUGCCUGGUGAGAGGAGCGGCCCUCCCAGGAAGCACCUUGGACCCGAGAGCCUCAAGGGGGCCUCCUCCCCCUCCCCGGGCAGCCGGAGGUGAAAACGUGCCUUUGCCGGGCGGUAGGACCUCCAGAUACCUAGUUUUGUAACUAAGACCUUCCUGGUUGGACUGUCUGCACCUCAGACUCAGGCUCAAGGUGACAGGACCCAAUUUUUCUUUUAUAUGCUCAUGAACUUUAAACCUGGAAACAUGUCCUUACUGUGUUUUAUCUAAAAAAAAGAAAAAAUGUUUUCAUAUUU
Molecule: messenger RNA, 1658 nt
Organism: Microcebus murinus (gray mouse lemur)
Lineage: Eukaryota; Metazoa; Chordata; Mammalia; Primates; Cheirogaleidae
Gene: RGS19
Product: regulator of G protein signaling 19
Source: RefSeq, a predicted model, not a curated record